Messenger RNA from Penicillium diatomitis, 606 nucleotides. RefSeq names its product iron-sulfur cluster assembly scaffold protein. Gene Ontology annotation, molecular function: ferrous iron binding; 2 iron, 2 sulfur cluster binding. Lineage: Eukaryota; Fungi; Ascomycota; Eurotiomycetes; Eurotiales; Aspergillaceae. The transcript is spliced from 2 exons. Bases 1 to 606 code for a protein of 201 amino acids. Gene Ontology annotation, cellular component: cytoplasm; mitochondrial matrix. Gene Ontology annotation, biological process: intracellular iron ion homeostasis; iron-sulfur cluster assembly. The record is from RefSeq and is a predicted model, not a curated record.
AUGUUCAAGCGUCUGGUGACCGUUGCUCCCCGCGUCGGCGUUGUUGCGCCCCGUGCUUUCGCUCCCCUCGCUGGUGUGCAGUCCGUCCAGCCCAUCCAGCGUCAGACCUCUGCCCCUACCCAGCGCCGGAGCUAUCAUGAAAAGGUUCUCGACCACUACAACAACCCUCGCAACGUUGGAUCUUUCAAGAACGAACAAGAUGUCGGCACUGGUCUGGUCGGUGCACCCGCCUGUGGCGAUGUCAUGAAGCUUCAGAUCCGGGUGAACAAGGACUCUGGUCGCAUUGAUGAUGUGGUCUUCAAGACCUUUGGAUGUGGUAGUGCUAUUGCUUCUUCAUCUUACUUGACCGAGCUUGUGCGAGGCAUGACGUUGGAUGAGGCCGGCAAGAUCAAGAAUACCGAUGUGGCGAAGGAGCUUUGCCUGCCCCCAGUCAAGCUGCAUUGCUCAAUGCUUGCCGAGGAUGCCAUCAAGUCAGCCAUUUCCGACUACUACACGAAGAACCCCAAGGCCAAGACUACCGAUCUCUCCGGGACAGGUGCCUCCAUGGCCAAUGUGAAGGUGGAAAUUGAGCAGACUCCUACUGGCGGCGCUGCUGCUUCCAUGUAA